Messenger RNA from Botrytis sinoallii, 1467 nucleotides. RefSeq lists its product as uncharacterized. The transcript is spliced from 3 exons. Gene Ontology annotation, biological process: transmembrane transport. The record is from RefSeq and is a predicted model, not a curated record. Gene Ontology annotation, cellular component: membrane. NCBI's taxonomy places the organism in Eukaryota, Fungi, Ascomycota, Leotiomycetes, Helotiales, Sclerotiniaceae. Gene Ontology annotation, molecular function: transmembrane transporter activity. The coding region runs from base 1 to 1467 and encodes 488 amino acids.
AUGGCACAAGAACCAGUCGCAGAAGUGUCUCAAAUGGACGAAAAACACUCCGCUACAGAGACCAGCCAUGAUUUGGCACUUGCUGGUCCCUCUCGAUUCGAUAAGAAGCUCGCUUUGAAACUUGAUAUUUACCUUCUCACACCCAUGCUCUUCUUGAACUUCCUGUCUCUCAUGGGCCGAACGAAUAUUGGUGCCGCCAUGGUACAAGGCUUGCCAAAAGAAUUGAAGAUGGAUGCCAUGAAAGUUUUCAUCUCAGUUACCAUUCCCUUGGUACCCCUGAUCCUAUUUGAGGUUCCCAGUAAUCUCCUCAUGCGCUUUUUGGAAAGGAAAUACAACUUCUCAUACAUGAGAUAUCUAUCUCUUAUGACUGCUCUUCUAGGUCUCGUCACUCUGGGCCAAGGGUUUGACCAAAGCUAUUCGGCCUUGCUAGCAACUCGCUUCCUCGUAGGAGUAUUUGACUCUGGGCUCAUUCCCGGAUGUAUCUUCGUCUGUGCUUUAUACUAUCCAUCAGUACAUCUGCAAUGGAGAGUUAGUAUGCUUAUGGUUGCAAAUAUCGGUUCAAAUGUUGUGGGAAACAUUUUGGCUUUUGGUAUUGCUCAUAUCCACAGCUCGAAUGGGUAUAAGGGAUGGCGAUGGGUCUUCAUUGUCGAAGGAUGUCUCACCCUAGCUAUCAGUUUUGCAUGUCUCUUUUGCAACAUCAGCCGCCCCGAGACAGCAUCUUUCCUCGCCGAAGAACAGAAGGAAACCAUCGCCACUGAGGUUGAAGCUCGCACAACAACCGUCGGAAUCGUCGCAGAAUGGAAGAUUUUCUUGAGCAAUGGUCUCAACUAUAUCUGGGCCGCGUGUUACGUACUCACCUGUUCCACAACCUACUCUGUCGCCAUCUUCGCUGCUUCUUUUGUGCAAGCUUUCCAUCCUCACUACACCACACCACAAGUCCAGGGUCAAGUCGUUCCUAUAUUUAUCGUAUCUGGUGUAGCCUGUCUCUUGGCUGCAUAUGCAGCUGAUCGUUUAAACCACCGCGCCGGCUUUGCCAUUAUAGGUUACCUUAUCACAGCUAUUGGUUUCAUCAUUCUCAGACAACCAAAGACCCCCGCGCCACAUAUCUCCAUGCUUGGUCUAUACUUCGUUAGCAUAGGUACCUUUGUAUCAUUACCUCUCCUGUACAGCUUGCCAAUGAUCAACUCGGCUACUCCAUACCAGAGGGCCAUUGCAGCAGGGUUCGUAAUUGGUAUUGGAAACGUCGGUGGCUUUGCUAGUUCAUGGUUGUUCAGGACCAGUCAGGCACCACAUUACCACGAAGGAAUGACUGAUUCCCUCAUAAUGACUUUGGUGGCUCUUGCUUUAAUGGCUUUUGCUUGGUUAUAUAUCACAAUCGCCAACAAGAGGUUGGACAAGAACAGCACCACAGAUGCAGGAUCUGUUAAUGGCAAAGAUAGCCUGGUCGUAAGAAGAUACAGAGCAUGA